ACUCCAGAAGCAAAUUCUCGUGCCUCCAGUCCCUGUCCUGAAUUGGAACAGUUUCAACUCAUUCCUGCAGUAGAAACUUCCUAUAUUGCCCGAGCUGGAAAGAAUGAAUUCCUAAACCUUGUUCCAGAUAUUGAGGAGAUCAGACCAGGCUCUGUAGUCUCAAAGAAAGGAUAUCUGCACUUCAAAGAACCCCUCUCCAGCUCCUGGGCCAAGCAUUUUGUGGUAGUCCGCCGUCCAUAUGUUUUUAUUUACAACAGUGAUAAAGAUCCUGUGGAAAGAGGAGUCAUAAACUUAUCCACGGCUCAGGUGGAGUACAGUGAGGAUCAGCAGGCAAUGGUAAAGACACCCAACACUUUUGGUGUGUGUACAAAGCACCGCGGGGUCCUGCUCCAGGCCAUCAAUGACAAAGACAUGAAUGACUGGUUAUACGCCUUCAACCCACUUCUUGCUGGCACGAUACGGUCAAAAUUGGCUCGGAGACGCACGGGCCAGAUGAAGUACUGAGUCCAUGUAACGUUCUCAUCUGUUCUCCUUAACUCACCUUCUGAUAGAUAAAGUGUUACCUCUCAUUUUC
Messenger RNA from Tinamus guttatus (white-throated tinamou), 574 nucleotides. The record is from RefSeq and is a predicted model, not a curated record. NCBI's taxonomy places the organism in Eukaryota, Metazoa, Chordata, Aves, Tinamiformes, Tinamidae.